AUGCAGGAGUGUUACCCACUGAGGCCGAUACUAUUUGAUCCGCUAAAGUUCGUAAUGGGGAAGAACAAUAAACUUGGGAGCGGCUCCCCCCAAAAAAAUGCGUUCGCAGGACACAGAGGAAUCACGGGCGAUAAGGAAAAAAGUACAUUUUCGGUUUUUACUUUUUCCGGCGCGAUUCUUUGCGCGUUGGCCCUCUCUUUGUUCUACACAUUGAUACAGAAUGUACAUUGCCCUGGGUGGCCAAGGGACAAUUAUCACGGAAUCCACGAUGUGCGGAAUGGUAGGCGGUGGAGAAAUUUGUCUGCAUGCAUUCCAUCUCAUGUGAAGGCAUUCAGGAAACUCCAUUUAACGGAGGACGGACAAAUGGUCUUUCAUCCAAGGGAAUGUAGUGGUAGAGAUACAGAUGUGUCACCAGAAAUUCAAAAAAUAUAUAAAGAUGUGGAAAGAAGUUUUUCAGGGAAAUACACAAAUGUGUUGACUGAAAGGGAAAAAAAAAGAGGGAUCAAAAAUGUUAUGCUUUUUAGAGACCACAACUCGCAAGAUAUGACUGAUGAAGAGUUGAGCGAAAAGAUUAAUAAAUUAAAAGGACCUGUAGAUACUAUGACCAUGCUUUGUGUAUUGAAUUAUGUGCAUAACCAUGAGAAAGAAAAAUAUAUUCGCAUGAUGGAAGACAUGCAAGAAGCAUGUGGGGUGUUGGCGGACUCUUACAAUGUCCCCUGGGAGUACGAAGCGGAGAAAUUUAAGUACGUCCACGAUAAAAUGAUGAAAAUGUUAAUGAAAAGGGAAAAAUUUGAAAUGAAAAAUAUCAAGGCGUUCGCUACUGAUGAGCCUAUAUGUGCUAGGUGGGAGUUUCAGAGGUACCUAGAACUUAAGCGCAGGUCAUGGGCCGAUUUUACUCGGCGUAUGAAAAGACAGGGGACGAACAGAUUGCAGCACUCGUUUAGGAGAACUAAACACAUGGACAUCUGUUGGAUGUAA
Molecule: messenger RNA, 978 nt
Organism: Plasmodium fragile
Lineage: Eukaryota; Apicomplexa; Aconoidasida; Haemosporida; Plasmodiidae
Exons: 2
Coding region: 1-978 (325 amino acids)
Source: RefSeq, a predicted model, not a curated record